This is a messenger RNA of Molossus molossus (Pallas's mastiff bat), 6144 nucleotides long. It is a transcript of the gene GSE1, whose product is annotated as Gse1 coiled-coil protein. Lineage: Eukaryota; Metazoa; Chordata; Mammalia; Chiroptera; Molossidae. The record is from RefSeq and is a predicted model, not a curated record. The transcript has 17 exons. Bases 1 to 5217 code for a protein of 1738 amino acids.
AUGAAAGGAGCCCCUUCUGGCAGGGCCGCCAAGACUCUGGAGAGCAGGCCCCUUGGGGAGUCCCGUGGAGGCUACUGCCUAUCCGAGGACAGUGACAUCAACAUCACCAGCGAGGAGGAGGACCGAAAGGAGCAACCUCACCCGCGCCCCUGCGCCUCCAAAGAGAAGGAAAACGGUGGCCGAAUCCCCCGGGUUCCUCCCGAGAGCCGUGCUGCGCCACCAGAGGGCCUUUGCUGCUACAUCUGCGGUUCGGCGCUGUCCCCAGCCUCGCAGCACCAGAUCCACGUGCAGAAGCAGGAGAAGCUGGCCCAGGCCCCCUUCUUUCCCUUCCUGUGGCUGCAUAGUCCACCUCCUGGGGCUCAACCCAUCAGCGAGGGCGGCAGCACCCUGGUGUGUCCCUGCUGCUUCUCCUCCCUCAUGCAGCAGUGGCAAAGCUUCGAGCUGGCCAGUGUGCCUGUCCUGCAGCGACUGUAUGUGGUGCCUCUGAACAGCCACGCCCCUGGCAUGGCCUCCAAGGGCAGGCGGCUCCCGAGGGAAGAGGGCCCACCCUCUGGGACCCUGCCAGAGGCCUGCUACCUCUGUGGGGAGGACUGCACCCCUGAUGCCCGGGCAGUGGCCUCCAGGAUCCUCAACGGCAAUGCCAGGAACACCAUGCAUUUCCCCUUCCUCAGCCUCCUGCCCUGUCCCCCCAAUGCCCGAGGCCCCAACAAGCGCUGUGAGGUCCGUAGCUGCCCCAAGUGCUUCAGCGUCCUGGAGGACAUCUGGGCCCUGUUCCGGGCCUGCCAGAAUGAGGAGCUCAUCACCUCGGUGCAGGGCUUCCUGGGCAGGUACCACCAAGCCUUCCCUGCCUCAGACCCUGCUCUCUCCGAGCCACCCACAUCAAUCCAGGGCAGCACCGUGUCCAUCUGCUACAUCUGCGGGACUGAGCUGGGCCCCGGGAAAGAGUUCCAGCUCAAUGUGAACCCCUCUAGUCGCUUGGGCGAGAAGGAACCCUUCUUUCCCUUCCUCACAGUUUACCCACCCGCCCCGCGUGCCAGGCCUGCCGACUCCACCGGCCUGGUGGCCACCUGCGUGCUCUGCUAUCACGACUUGCUAGGCCAGUGGCUGCAGCAUGAGGCACGGAAUGCCCACCAUGCUGUCAGUGCCUGGUCUCGGCAGUACCAAGUGGACACGUUUGUGUGCUUCUUCUGCCAGCAGGAGAGGAAGCGGUGUCUUGGGCUGAAGGCUGUGAGGGUGGCCCGGCUGCCCUUGUUUCUCUACACCCUGCGAGCGAGCCAUAGUCUGCUGGUGGACGACGGGCGGCAGCUGAUCAUCGGCGCCUGUGUGGAGUGUGGGACCCUGGUGUGUGCUGGCCAAGGGCUUACCCGCCAGGGACCUGUGGGAUGGAGCUCCCCAGUGGCAGCAGCAAUAAAGGUCACCUCUGCAUCUCUCGAGACACCGACAGCCAUCCACCCUCCGGCCCGGGAGCCCGAGCCCUGGCUGGGUACCCCAGCAGAGAGCCUGCUCCGAGGCCCCAAGACCGCCCCGGAGCUAGGCCCAGCCCGGUGUCAGCAGAGCAGCCUGGACGGGGCCGGACCAGACCUCACGGGCACAGGCAUGAGCCAUGAGCCCAAGUCCCCUUCACUAGGAAUGCUUUCCACCGCGACCAGGACCACCGCCACCGUCAACCCCCUCACCCCCUCGCCGCUCAAUGGCGCCCUGGUGCCCAGCGGCAGCCCCGCCACCAGCAGUGCGCUGUCGGCCCAGGCCGCGCCGUCCUCCAGCUUUGCCGCUGCGCUGCGCAAGCUCGCCAAACAGGCGGAGGAACCCAGAGGGUCUUCACUGAGCAGUGAGUCGUCCCCUGUGUCCUCUCCAGCCACCAACCACAGCUCCCCUGCCAGCACGCCCAAACGGGUGCCCAUGGGCCCCAUCAUCGUGCCCCCCGGGGGCCACAGCGUCCCUAGCACGCCCCCCGUGGUGACCAUCGCCCCUACCAAGACUGUCAAUGGAGUCUGGAGGAGCGAGAGCAGGCAGGACACCAGCUCGCGGGGCAGCAGCAGUGGUCGAGAGCGCCUCAUCGUGGAGCCCCCGCUGCCCCAGGAGAAGGCAGGGGGCCCGGCCAUCCCCUCCCACCUGCUCAGCACCCCCUAUCCCUUCGGCAUCUCCCCCAGCUCCGUCGUGCAGGACUCCCGAUUCCCACCACUCAACCUCCAGCGACCUGUGCACCACGUGGUGCCCCCCAGCACGGUGACCGAGGACUACCUGAGGAGCUUCCGGCCCUACCACACCACCGAGGACCUCCGCAUGUCCUCCCUGCCGCCCCUCGGCCUGGACCCUGCCACCGCCGCUGCCUACUACCACCCCAGCUACCUGGCUCCGCACCCCUUCCCCCACCCGGCCUUCAGGAUGGACGACUCCUACUGCCUGUCUGCCCUGCGGUCCCCUUUCUACCCCAUCCCCACCCCCGGCUCCCUGCCUCCGCUGCACCCAUCGGCCAUGCAUCUUCACCUCUCUGGGGUCCGCUACCCCCCGGAGCUGUCCCACUCGUCCCUGGUGGCGCUGCACUCGGAGCGGAUGUCCAGCCUCAGCGCCGAGAGGCUGCAGAUGGACGAGGAGCUGCGUCGGGAGCGUGAGCGGGAGCGCGAGCGGGAGCGGGAACGGGAGGCAGACCGCGAGCGGGAGAAGGAGCGCGAGCGGGAGCGGGAGAAGGAGCGCGAGCGGGAGAAGGAGCUGGAGCGCGAGCGGGAGAAGGAGCGCGAGCGGGAGCUGGAGCGCCAGCGGGAGCAGCGUGCCCGGGAGAAGGAGCUGCUGGCCGCCAAGGUGCUGGAGCCAGCCUUCCUGCCCGUGGCCGAGCUGCACGGGCUGCGUGGGCAUGCCACAGAGGAGCGGGCCAAGUCCUCGGAGCAGCUGACUCCCACCCGAGCAGAUAAGCUGAAGGACGUAGGUCUGCAGGCACCCAAGCCUGUGCAGCACCCCUUGCACCCGGCGCCCACCCCCCAUCACACCAUGCCCAGCCUUCUCUCCAACCAUGGCAUCUUCUCUCUGCCGGGCAGCAGCGCCGCCACGGCCCUGCUCAUCCAGCGCACCAACGAGGAGGAGAAGUGGCUGGCGCGGCAGCGGCGGCUGCGGCAGGAGAAGGAGGACCGGCAGUCGCAGGUGUCGGAGUUCCGGCAGCAGGUGCUAGAGCAGCACCUGGACAUGGGCCGGCCCCCAGUGCCCACCGAGCCCGAGCACAGGCCCGAGAGCGCCAGGCCGGGACCAAACCGUCAUGAGCCGGGCAGCCGAGACCCCCCGCAGCACUUUGGCGGGCCCCCGCCCCUCAUCUCGCCCAAGCCCCAGCACCACUCCGUGCCCACAGCCCUCUGGAACCCGGUGUCCCUGAUGGACAGCACCCUGGAGACACGGCGGGCCCCCGAGAGCCACCCUCUGCACAGCCACCCUGCCCCGUUUGAGCCCAGCCGCCAGGCCGCUGUCCCGCUGGUGAAGGUGGAGGAGGGGCCCCGGAAGCGCGAGGCCACCCCUCUGGACAAGUACCAGCCGCCACCGCGGGAGGCAGGGGGCCUAGAGCACCAGCCCUUUCCUCACGGGCCUGGGCCCUUCCUGGCUGAGCUCGAGAAGUCCACCCAGAGCAUCCUGGGCCAGCAGCGGGCCUCCCUCACCCAGCCCGCCCCCUUUGGGGAACUCACUGGACCACUGAAGCCGGGCUCACCCUACCGGCCCCCGGCGCCACGGGUCUCCGACCCCGCCUACAUCUAUGAUGAGUUCCUGCAGCAGCGCCGGAGGCUGGUCAGCAAGCUGGACCUGGAAGAGCGCAGGCGGCGAGAGGCCCAGGAGAAAGGAUACUACUAUGACCUGGAUGACUCUUAUGACGAGAGUGAUGAAGAGGAGGUCAGGGCCCACCUCCGCUGCGUGGCCGAGCAGCCGCCCCUCAAACUGGACACGUCCUCCGAGAAGCUAGAGUUUUUGCAACUUUUUGGCUUGACCACCCAACAGCAGAAGGAGGAAUUGCUGACCCAGAAGCGGAGGAAGCGGCGGCGGAUGCUGAGAGAGAGAAGCCCGUCUCCCCCGACGAUUCAGAACAAACGGCAGACGCCUUCCCCGAGGCUGGCCCUGUUCACCCGCUAUAGUCCCGACGAGAUGAACAGCAGCCCCAACUUCGAAGAGAAGAAGAAGUUCCUGACCAUCUUCAACCUGACCCACAUCAGUGCCGAGAAGAGGAAAGACAAAGAGAAACUUGUCGAAAUGCUCCAUGCCAUGAAGCAGAAGGCCCUGUCGGCAGCAGUGGCAGACUCGCUCAGAAACUCUCCGAGGGACAGUCCUGCUGUCUCCCUGAGCGAACCAGCCACGCAGCCAACCUCUCUGGAUAUGGAAAAACCUGUGGGUAUUGCUGCUUCCUUGUGUGACGUCCCAAAGGCCACGGAGCCUGGGAGACUGGAACAGCUGCGGCCACAGGAGCUGUCGCGAGUCCAGGAGCCAACUCCUGCCGGUGGCGAGAAGGCCAGGCUGAAUGAGGGCCCUGGGGGCAAGAAGAGCCUGAGCAUGCUGCAUUACAUCAGGGGCCCCGCGCCCAAGGACAUUCCCGUGCCACUGUCCCACAGCAUCAACGGGAAGAGCAAGCCGUGGGAGCCCUUCAUGGCAGAAGAGUUUGCACAUCAGUUCCACGAGUCCGUGCUGCAGUCCACGCAGAAGGCCCUCCAGAAGCACAAAGGGAAUGGAGCCGUGCUGUCUGCAGAGCAGAACCACAAGGUCGACACGUCUGUCCACUACAACAUUCCCGAGCUGCAGUCCUCAAGCCGGCUCCCUCUGCCCCAGCACAACGGGCAGCAGGAGCCCCCUGCCAUGAGGAAGGGCCCCCUCGCACAGGAGACGGAUCAGGACUCCGAGGAGGAGGAGGAGGAGGAUGGAGACGAGGAUGGAGACGAGGAUGACGAGGAACCCCCCAGGCGCAAGUGGCAAGGGAUUGAGGCGAUCUUUGAAGCGUACCAGGAACACAUAGAAGAGCAAAACCUGGAGCGGCAGGUGUUACAGGCACAGUGCAGACGGCUGGAGGCCCAGCACUACAGCCUCAGUGUCACAGCGGAGCAGCUCUCACACAGCAUGGUGGAAUUGAGGAGCCAGAAACAGAAGAUUGUCUCAGAACGGGAGCGACUCCAGGCGGAACUGGAUCACUUACGGAAGUGCCUUGCGUUGCCUGCAAUGCAUUGGCCUAGGGGUUACUUUAAGGGAUAUCCUAGGUGACGGUUUCCCUUGCACUAGGCCGAACCUAUAGUAUAGAAAUAUUAUCUAUUUUAUUACCUUGAAUAUUUAAUAUUUUUCACUGGGAGGUUUGAAGCUUAAAAAAAAAAUAAGAAUGUGCCAUGCAUGAAGCAAAGGAUUCCAGGCUCCAGAGAAAGAACGAACUCGCCUUGACUUCAAUGCAAUUGAAAUCACCUUUGUAAUUCAGUGAGCAACCAAUGUAGGAUGACGCCCAUAUAUUUUUUUAAAAGGCGUUUGUUUUUGUUUUCUUUCCCCAUGUCACCAUUUUAAAAUCUGAAAACGAAGGCUCCAUUACCAACACUAAAACUCUAUCAUUCAUAGCCCCUGGGUGCAUAAGAUUGGAUCAAGCCGCUUGUGUUGUUUCUUGUGUUGCCAUAUUACUAUGCCUGAAGACCCAAGUUUGCUUUUGCUCCGGCUUGGGGUCGGUCUCACUCCUCCCUGGGACUGAGGCCUGCUUCAGCUGAAUGAAGGUGGGGUGCUUUUUAAGUAAAGGGCUUAUUUGUUUCAGUUACUACUUUUCUGCAAAAUUUUCUUCAAAGCAACAGGUCCUAGGAGCACACAAAGCAACAGUACUGAAGCCUCACCUCUAGGCUUUUCCCUGGAAAAGCUCUUACCUAAAAGAUAAAGCAAAUCGACAAACUGAAGGUACCUUUUUUAUUACUCCGUGGGGGAAAUGUACAGAGCUCUAUGUAUACAUAUAUUCACACCCACCAAAUUGUUGCUGCAGUGGGCGGUGUUUUCAUAUAAACAAAUUUUGAGAGAAAAGUCAAAGGUGCUUCAGCCUUGUACUGUGUAUAUAUAUUAAAAAAAAAAGUUUUGUAUGUUUUUAUUACUUUAAUUAUUGUUAUAAAAAGCCUGCCAUUUUUAAUAUGUGGUUUUGGGGGAUUUUUGUUUGUUUGUUUUCCUGUU